GUAGGGGAUUGGAUCACAUGUACAAGGUGGGUGGUUGAACUUGAACAUUGUGCUUCAGACAGAGAGAGAGAGAAUGGCCAUGGCCAUGGCCAGAAGAGUCUCCAAAGUUCUGGGAUUACCCAUCACGAACAACAACAGGAACAUAUGCUUCAAAUCACUGGAUCUCCCAUCACCAUCGUGUUCCUCACUCGCCCAUGGAAUCCAUGUCUUUCAUUGCCCUGAUGCGGUUGGAAUUGUUGCCAAGUUAUCGGAUUGUAUUGCCUCUAGAGGUGGAAACAUUCUCACUGCUGACAUUUUUGUACCUGAGAAUAAACAAGUCUUCUACUCUAGAAGUGAUUUUGUUUUUGAUCCUGUUAAGUGGUCACGGGUGCAAAUGGAGGAGGAUUUUCUGAAGCUUUCACAAGCAUUCAGUGCAAUGAAAUCUGUUGUGAGGGUGCCAUCUCUUGAUCCUAAAUAUAAGAUAGCUGUUCUGGCAUCGAAGCAGGAUCACUGCCUGGUUGAUUUGCUACAUGGAUGGCAGGAUGGAAGACUUCCGGUGGAUAUCACUUGUGUAAUUAGUAAUCAUCAUAGAGGUUCAAACACCCAUGUGAUUCGUUUUCUUGAAAGGCAUGGUAUUCCGUAUCAUUAUUUAAGCACAACAUCAGAAAAUAAAAGAGAAGGGGAGAUAUUGGAGCUGAUUCAGAAUACUGAUUUUUUAGUACUUGCGAGGUACAUGCAGGUAUUAUCAGGAAAUUUUAUAACGAGCUACGGGAAUGACAUAAUUAACAUUCACCAUGGUCUAUUGCCAUCAUUCAAGGGGGGUCAUCCAUCUAAACAGGCCUUUGAGGCAGGUGUUAAAUUAAUUGGUGCAACAAGUCACUUUGUGACUGAAGAACUUGAUGCUGGACCUAUAAUUGAACAAAUGGUUGAGAGAGUUUCCCACAGAGAUAACUUGCAGAGCUUUGUGCAGAAAUCAGAAAACCUUGAGAAACAAUGCCUUUACAAGGCUAUUAGAUCUUAUUGUGAACUUAGAGUAUUGCCAUAUGAAGACAUGAGGACUGUUGUAUUUUGAGGGGAACAGGCAAAUGGCCAAAUAUAUAAUGACGAAAAUGGGGUGCAUCUGUAUUUAGUAUUUACAUUCAAUCAUUUACUGGGAAAAUUCAAAUAGUGUCUCCCUUUGUUGCAAAAAGAUGGCUGGACUUGAUUCGUUUGGUCCUUAUUGCAUUGAUGAUUCCCUGAAAUGAACUCAACAACUUCCUAGCAUGUUAUCAUUAAGCAGACAAUUGGUUGGCCCGAAAAAGAAGACAGCAUCUCACGUGGAAUCAUUGCAAUGUGACACGCUAAAAUGAGUGAAAACCAAUGGAUCUGAUUCCUUUCUGGUUUAUAAGGAACAUUUUAACAGCAUUGGUACAUUCAUUUACCUGUUAUUUUGAUUUUGGGCUCA
Messenger RNA from Lotus japonicus, 1423 nucleotides. Its product is annotated as formyltetrahydrofolate deformylase 1, mitochondrial-like. Gene Ontology annotation, molecular function: formyltetrahydrofolate deformylase activity. The transcript has 8 exons. The record is from RefSeq and is a predicted model, not a curated record. Bases 74 to 1051 code for a protein of 325 amino acids. Lineage: Eukaryota; Viridiplantae; Streptophyta; Magnoliopsida; Fabales; Fabaceae. Gene Ontology annotation, biological process: 'de novo' IMP biosynthetic process.